GUAGUGGCUUUCGCCUCCCUUUUCUUCAUCCUGGUCUCCAUCACAACCUUCUGCCUGGAGACACACGAGGCCUUCAACAUCAACGUCAACGUGACGGAGACCCUGGUGGUUGGCAACACCACCACGGUGCUGCUGACCCACAAAGUGGAGACAGAGCCCAUCCUCACCUACAUCGAAGGUGUCUGUGUCCUCUGGUUCACCCUCGAGUUCCUGGUUCGCAUCAUCUGCUGCCCAGACAAGCUUCUCUUCGUCAAGAACCUCCUCAACAUCAUUGACUUUGUGGCCAUCUUGCCCUUCUACCUUGAGGUAGGGCUCAGUGGCUUGUCCUCCAAAGCUGCUCGGGACGUCUUGGGUUUCCUGAGGGUGGUUCGUUUCGUCCGGAUCCUUCGGAUCUUCAAGCUGACCAGGCACUUUGUGGGGCUUCGUGUGUUGGGCCACACCCUCCGUGCCAGCACCAAUGAAUUCCUGCUCCUCAUCAUCUUCUUGGCCUUGGGGGUGUUGAUCUUUGCCACCAUGAUCUACUAUGCCGAGCGCAUCGGAGCCAAGACGUCUGACCCCACUGGGAGUGACCACACUCACUUUAAGAACAUCCCUAUUGGGUUCUGGUGGGCUGUGGUGACCAUGACAACCCUUGGCUAUGGGGAUAUGUACCCCAAGACCUGGUCAGGCAUGGUGGUGGGUGCCCUGUGUGCCCUGGCAGGGGUGUUGACCAUCGCCAUGCCCGUGCCAGUCAUUGUCAAUAACUUUGGGAUGUAUUAUUCGUUGGCCAUGGCCAAGCAGAAGCUGCCAAAGAAGAAGAAGAAGCAUAUACCCCGUCCAGCCCCUCUGGAUUCUCCUACCUAUGGCAAAUCCGAGGAGAACUCCCCCAGGAACAGCACCCAGAGUGACACUUGUCCCUUGGCGGUGGAGGAGGGAGCGACCGAGAGGAAACGCUCAGACUCCAAGCAGAAUGGUGAGGCCAACGUGGUGCUGUCGGAUGAGGAGCAGCCACUGUCGCCCACUGAGGAGGAGAAGAGGCCCAUGAGACGUUCCAGCACACGGGACAAGAACAACAAGUCCUCCACAUGCUUCCUGCUGGCCACAGGUGACUUCUCCUGUGCAGCAGAUGGAGGUAUCCAGAAAG
This is a messenger RNA of Acanthisitta chloris (rifleman), 1123 nucleotides long. RefSeq names its product potassium voltage-gated channel subfamily C member 4-like. The annotation marks the transcript as partial. The transcript is spliced from 2 exons. Gene Ontology annotation, molecular function: delayed rectifier potassium channel activity. Gene Ontology annotation, cellular component: axon; dendrite membrane; voltage-gated potassium channel complex. The record is from RefSeq and is a predicted model, not a curated record. Lineage: Eukaryota; Metazoa; Chordata; Aves; Passeriformes; Acanthisittidae. Gene Ontology annotation, biological process: potassium ion transmembrane transport.